Molecule: messenger RNA, 3589 nt
Organism: Trichogramma pretiosum
Lineage: Eukaryota; Metazoa; Arthropoda; Insecta; Hymenoptera; Trichogrammatidae
Gene: Delta
Product: neurogenic locus protein delta
Exons: 5
Coding region: 816-3497 (893 amino acids)
Biological process (GO): heterophilic cell-cell adhesion; establishment or maintenance of epithelial cell apical/basal polarity; Notch signaling pathway
Cellular component (GO): protein-containing complex; plasma membrane
Molecular function (GO): calcium ion binding
Source: RefSeq, a predicted model, not a curated record
CUAUAAGCUACCCCCGCACCGCACCGCCGAAUCCGCCGCUUGGAUCUGUGUGUGUAUGUGUGUAUUAUAACGCGGCGCGGAGGCGCAGAAAGCAGCCGCCAGCUAGCAUCAGUUUCUCCCGGAGCGCCGAGCCGAUCGCACACGAGCCACGCACGCACACACACACUAAACAAUAAUAUAAGGCAUACGCGCUUGUUAACAAGCGAAACAUCGUAAGGCUCGCUCGCUCACUACCUUCAUUCAUUCCUUCACCUUCUCAUAACACACAUUAAUAUUACCAUUACAAAAAUACAUCAUCGUUCGAACGAGUUGUGUUGUGUGUCGUGUGCCUCACUCACUCACUCACUCACUCAUUGAUUCAUUGACGAUUCCAUCCACGAUCCCAAUUCAUUUUUGUACAUCGUAAUUCAGUGCGUAUCAACGACAACACGCCCCAGUGUCUGUGCAUUUGUAUAAGUUGUGACUACUCAAGGGAUCUCUUGUGAAUAUAUAGUGAAAAAAAAAUAAAUAAAUAAAAGUGCAUGAUUCAGUGUUUAUCAAAGUGUGUUGUUUGCUGAGAAUCAGGAAAUAAACAAGAUCACGAGUUCGAUGUCGCGAGGAGUCUGUCAUGCCGCGUCCUCUCGUUGAGCUCGCUGCAGCGCUGCCUCACGACUCGUCGCCGCAGCCCAUCGACGACAUCCUCGUCAUCGGUAGCUAGUGUUCGUUAUAUACAUACGACGACGAAGCGACCAAGAUCCGAUAAACGCAUCCUACGCAACGACGACGUUUUAUCUCUGCACAACGACGACGACGAAUCGCAUCGCAACUACCACAAAAUGACGACGAGCAUCCGCAGGUCGUUGAUCGUGCUUUUGGCCCUGCUCGGCCUGACGACGCAGUUGGCCUCGGCCUCGGGCGUGUUCGAGCUCAGGCUCAAGCGCUUCGACAAUCUCAACGGCAAGGACAGCCUCGGCAAGUGUUGCGCCGGCCAGCCUCGGCCCGGCAGCGACGAGUGCAGCGGGCGCUGCCGCGUGCGCUUCCGCAUCUGCCUCAAGCAGUACCAGGUCAACAUCGACACGUCGACGCCGUGCACCUACGGCGACGUCGUGACGCCCGUGCUCGACGAUCCGGCCAAGCUCAAGCUCAACACGUCCGACUUCACCAACCCCAUCAGCUUCCCCUUUGAUUUCACCUGGCCCGGUACCUUCUCGCUGAUCGUAGAGGCAUUCCACGACAGUCUCGACAACGUUUCGUCCAAAGGUGGUCAUCAUGCAGUUGCAUCGAGCAAUAACAACAGCAACACCAACAGCAGCUAUCACAGUAGCAGCAUCGGUAGCAGCGGCUCCAACAAUCGAGUGAUCAUCACGCGGCUGGCCACGCAGCGCUGGCUCGACGUGGGCAGCGAGUGGGUCGAGGACGAGCACAAGUCCCACAGCUCGGAGAUGCUCUACGAUUACCGGGUGACCUGCUCGCCCUACUACUACGGCAAGGGCUGCGAGAACCUGUGCAGGCCACGCGACGACAGCUUCGGCCACUAUCGCUGCUCGAGCGCCGGCCAGCGCGUCUGCCUGUCCGGCUGGAAGGGCGAUUACUGCGCUACUCCCCAAUGCCUGGCCGGAUGUGACGAGCAGCACGGAUACUGCAGCCGACCCAACGAGUGCCUGUGCCAUAACGGUUGGACCGGGCCAUUCUGCGACCAGUGCGUGAGGUACCCAGGCUGCUCGCACGGCAGCUGCCAAAAGCCCUGGGAGUGCCUCUGCGACGAGGGCUGGGGCGGUCUGUUCUGCAACCAGGACCUCAACUACUGCACCAAUCACAAGCCCUGCCACAACGGCGGCACCUGCUUCAACACGGGCCAGGGCUCGUACACGUGCGCCUGCGCGCCCGGCUUCACCGGCACCGACUGCGAGACGCCCCUGCUCGACUGCUCGUCCCAGCCGUGCCUCAAUCAGGGCACCUGCCUGCCCAGCCCGGCCAACGGCACCCAGGUCGAGGCCAUCGACGCCGCUGGAUCGUCAUCGACGAGCAUCGCCCGCAAGUACCGCUGCAGCUGUCCCCAGGGCUGGCGCGGACGCCACUGCGAGGUGAGCUCGCGCUCCUGCCGGGACUCGCCCUGCGCCCGGGGCGCCACCUGCGAGGACGACAGCGAGCGGGGCUUCAAGUGCCACUGUCCGGCCGGCUACGAGGGUCCCGACUGCGAGCGCCAGAUCGACGAGUGCGCCCCGAGCCCCUGCGCCAACGGCGGCACCUGCACCGACCUGCUGGCCGGCUUCCGCUGCACCUGUCCCGCGGGCUUCAGCGGCGAGCGCUGCCAGAUCAACAACGACGACUGCGCCGACCAGCCCUGCCUCAACGGGGCCACCUGCAUCGACCUCGUCAAUCGCUACCGCUGCCAGUGCGUGCCCGGCUACGUGGGCAGGCUGUGCCAGGAGAAGGUCGACUACUGCCUGCACAAGCCCUGCGCCAACGGCGGCAACUGCACCUCGGCGGUCAACGAUUACCAGUGCCUCUGCAAGCCCGGCUUCACCGGCAAGGACUGCUCGGUCGACGUCGACGAGUGCCUGAGCGCGCCCUGCCUCCACGGCGGCAGCUGUCGCGACCGCGUCAACGGCUACUCGUGCGACUGCGCCCCGGGCUGGCGCGGCGACAACUGCGCCGAGCCCAUCACCGCCUCCGCCAUCAUCAGGCCCAAUCAGCCCGGCUACUGGACCGCCGGCGGCGGCAGAUCGGCCGCUGCCGUGGCCGCGGCCCCCGAGUCCCAGGAGGGGGUGCUCAGCACCGAGCACGUCGUCGUCAUCGCCACCAUAUCGACGGCCGUGCCCGCCUUCGUCUUCAUCGCCGUCGUCGCGGUCAUGUGCAUGAAGCGCCGCCAGAAGCGCGAGCAGGCCAAGGCCGACGAGGAGGCGCGCCUGCAGAACGAGCGCAACGCCGUGCACAGCAGCAUGAGCAAGCGAGCCACGGCCAUGCUCAGCGGCGGCCCCCUCGACCCCAACGGCGGCGGCGGCGGCGGCGGCGAUCCCCACAUGAUCAAGAACACCUGGAACGCCCAGUCGAGCUGCAGCCAGCUGUCGAGCUCCGAUCGAUCCUCCACGUCCGGCAAGAGCGUCAACAACGACAUCUACGACGCGUCGCUGCUCGACUCUGCGGGGGCCAUCUACAACAAGGCCGAGCCCGUGCAGGACCUGGCCUGUCGCCAGGUCAGGUCGACCAAGCAGCUCAACACCGAGGCCGCGGCGCAUCGGGCCAGCCAGCACCUCUACUCGCAAAAGUCCAUCGAAAAGGACUCGUGCCAGCAGCAGCUGCUCGACAAGCGCGCCUCCACCCUGUUCUCGGCCACGGACAGCUGCUGCGCGUCCGUCUGCGGCGGCGGCGGCGACCUCAAGAGGCCCAACACGAACAUCGUGGAUUCGCUGAUGGACGACACGCAGCAACAGCAACACAGCGACGGCGGCUGCUCGGCGGUCUACGUCAUCGACGAGCACUACGCGAGGCGAGACCCGCUCGCCACCGACGUCUAGAAGACGGCCGACUAACAAGCGGCGUCGUCGUUUCACAUUUUUCACGCGCUCGACCAACGAUAGAUCGAGAGCGAGACAAAGAGCCACGACCC